UACGAACGCCUCUUCCUUUUCAGUACUCGUCAAAGGUGGACGUAGCAUAGUGACGCAGUGGUUUUAGUCCUUAGUUUUUAUAAAAAUGGCUGCAAAUCAAGACUGCAACAUGGAGAAUGGGGAAGACUUUUCACAAGACAUUACCACCGAUCAAAAUAACUUCCAACAAGAUCAAGUGAAUGGCCAAAAUGGUUCAGGAGACGCUCCACCGGCUGAUAGCGGUAGUGCUGACGCUCCCGGUCGUGAUGACGAUAGAAAACUAUUUGUUGGCGGUUUAAGUUGGGAAACGUCAGAUAAGGAACUCCGCGAGCACUUCGGACAAUAUGGCGAAAUUGAAAGUAUUAACGUCAAGACAGAUCCUAACACUGGAAGAUCGAGGGGUUUCGCUUUCAUUGUAUACAAAAAUGCAGACUCAAUCGAUAAAGUAGCCAAUGCCGGUGAUCACGUUAUCAACAACAAAAAAGUAGACCCUAAGAAAGCAAAAGCGAGGCAUGGAAAAAUAUUCGUGGGAGGUUUAACUUCUGAACUUAGUGACGACGAUAUCAAGAAUUAUUUCGCACAAUACGGAACUAUUGUGGAAGUGGAGAUGCCUUUUGACAAGCAGAAGAACCAGAGGAAGGGAUUCUGUUUCAUUACCUUCGAUUCCGAGCAGGUUGUUAACGAGCUCCUGAAAACGCCAAAACAGACCAUCAAAGACAAAGAAGUGGAUGUAAAGAAGGCUACCCCCAAGCUUGAUGGCAUGGGUAAUGUGCGAGGUGGUGGUAGGAUGAUGGGUCGAGGUGGCGCUGGUGGUCGUGGUAGAGGACGAGGGAACUACGGCAACCAAAACUGGAACCAAAGCUACGGACCAUACAGUGGGUACAACCAAGGUUAUAGCGGUGGCUACGAUGGCUAUGGAGGCUACGACUACUACGGUGGUGGCUACGGAGGCUAUGGUGGAUACGACUAUUCCAGCUACGGCAACUACGGAGACUACGGUGGAUAUGGUAAUAACUAUGAGGGAGGAUAUGGUGGUGGCGGUGGAAGAGGCGGUAGAGGAAAAGGUGGAUCCGGCGGAUACCAGGGUGGAAAACAGAGGGGCGGUGGCGGCGGCGGCGGUAGAAACCAAAGGCACCAACCUUACUAAGUCGCUAGAUGAACCUUGUGAUCUGUUUGAUAAGUUUUCCAUGUACUGAGAGAAUCAGCCGGUCGAGGUGUGCGUGCGUUUGCCAGUUUUGUUCUUUUUCCUUUUUUUCUAAUUUCGUCCGAACGGUUGGAAAAAUCGAGACUGGAUACCAAAUUGGCAAACUUUCAAGUAUAUAGGAAAAAAUUUGAUUUUUCUACUGUUUAAUAAAUGUACAAUUUUAUUUUUUGAUAUUACAUAAAUAAUUCAGAACUAUUUAUAAAGAUUACUUGAAAGCAAUUUUUCCACUUUCCCCUGUAUUGUAGUUACGAUUUUAUUUAAAUAGUUAUUGUAAUUAAAAUGAAUAGUGUAAGUAUAUGUGUUUUUUGAGUGCAUGAGAGUGCAGAAGGGAACUUCUGUUUGUAUGAUUAAUAAAAUUUGACAAGUCAUCGUCUUACCUCAUUUGGUCAGGAA
Coccinella septempunctata (seven-spotted ladybird) is the source of this 1576-nucleotide messenger RNA. RefSeq names its product RNA-binding protein squid (gene sqd). Gene Ontology annotation, molecular function: RNA binding. Gene Ontology annotation, biological process: regulation of gene expression. Gene Ontology annotation, cellular component: nucleoplasm. The record is from RefSeq and is a predicted model, not a curated record. Bases 86 to 1126 code for a protein of 346 amino acids. The transcript is spliced from 7 exons. NCBI's taxonomy places the organism in Eukaryota, Metazoa, Arthropoda, Insecta, Coleoptera, Coccinellidae.